GGGAAGAGCCGAGGCGCCGGAAGAGCCCUAGAGCCGAAGGUGGCGGGUGUUUUUUAGGUGGUCGGUCUGGCAAUCUCUGAAACGUAGACGGAGAACGUGACACCGAGCGGUCCUCGCAGCCCCAGGCGCAGGCGGGGCGAGCCAGCCUUUCUGACCGCAGGACUGGUCGGGACGGAAUGUAGGGCGCCGGGCGCGGGGGCCGCCAGCGCGGCUAGACAGGCUCGGCGGUGGUGCGCCGAGGAUGGAGAGAGCGAUGGAGCAACUCAACCGCCUGACUCGCUCGCUGCGGCGUGCUCGCACGGUGGAGCUGCCCGACGAUAAUGAAACUGCUGUUUAUACCUUAAUGCCAAUGGUUAUGGCUGAUCAACAUAGGUCUGUUUCUGAACUACUAUCAAAUUCAAAGUUUGAUGUUAACUAUGCAUUUGGACGUGUGAAAAGAAGCUUGCUUCACAUUGCAGCAAAUUGUGGAUCUGUGGAAUGCUUGGUUCUGCUGUUAAAGAAGGGAGCAAAUCCUAACUACCAAGAUAUUUCCGGUUGUACUCCACUUCAUUUGGCAGCUAGAAAUGGGCAGAAGAAAUGCAUGAGUAAAUUACUAGAAUACAGUGCUGAUGUCAACAUUUGUAAUAAUGAAGGCCUUACAGCAAUACACUGGCUGGCUGUGAAUGGGCGGACGGAACUACUCCAUGACCUGGUACAACACGUCAGUGACGUCGAUGUGGAGGACGCAAUGGGGCAGACGGCGCUGCAUGUGGCCUGCCAGAAUGGUCACAAGACGACAGUGCAAUGCUUGCUAGACAGUGGUGCUGAUAUUAACAGGCCAAAUGUAUCAGGAGCCACUCCAUUGUACUUUGCUUGCAGUCAUGGUCAGAGAGACACAGCACAGAUUCUUCUAUUACGAGGAGCCAAAUACCUGCCAGAUAAAAAUGGUGUAACCCCUCUGGAUUUAUGUGUACAGGGUGGAUAUGGAGAGACCUGUGAAGUGUUAAUUCAGUAUCACCCUAGGCUUUUCCAGACAAUUAUUCAAAUGACACAAAAUGAAGAUCUUCGAGAAAACAUGUUACGGCAAGUUCUAGAACAUUUGUCUCAGCAAAGUGAAAGCCAGUACCUGAAGAUUUUAACAAGCCUUGCUGAAGUUGCCACAACAAAUGGUCAUAAACUGCUUAGCCUGUCUAGUAAUUAUGAUGCUCAAAUGAAAAGCCUUUUAAGGAUUGUGAGGAUAUUUUGUCAUGUCUUUCGAAUUGGUCCAUCCUCUCCCAGUAAUGGAAUCGAUAUGGGCUACAACGGAAAUAAAACUCCAAGAAGCCAGGUGUUCAAGGUCAGAAAAGUAUAUGACGUUGUUAUGAAGAUAGACGUAAAAGAGAUGAAUGUCACAAAGCAUGCAUUCAUUAAUCAGAAACCUCAUACACAGGACCCUCUUGAGUUGCUUUGGCACUCAUUAGAUGAAUGGCUAGUUUUAAUAGCUACAGAACUGAUGAAAAACAAAAAGGACUCAACGGAUAUCACUUCUAUUUUACUAAAACAAAAAGGCCAAGAUCAAGAUGGUACUUCCAUUCCUCCAUUUCAACCUCCAGGACCUGGGAGCUAUGAAAAUCUAUCCACUGGCACCAGGGAAUCUAAACCAGAUGCUCUAGGAGGGAAACAGGAAGCCAGUGCAGACUGUCAGGAUGUUAUUUCUAUGACAGCUAACCGGCUAAGUGCUGUCAUUCAAGCCUUUUACAUGUGCUGUUCUUGUCAGAUGCCUCCAGGGAUGACUUCACCCCGUUUCAUUGAAUUUGUAUGCAAACACGAUGAAGUCUUAAAAUGCUUUGUUAACAGAAAUCCCAAAAUUAUAUUUGAUCACUUUCAUUUCCUCCUUGAAUGUCCUGAGUUGAUGUCAAGAUUCAUGCACAUCAUAAAAGCACAGCCAUUUAAAGAUCGCUGUGAGUGGUUCUACGAGCAUUUGCACUCAGGACAACCAGAUUCGGACAUGGUGCACAGGCCAGUGAAUGAAAGUGAUAUCCUGCUGGUCCACAGAGAUUCUAUUUUUAGGAGUAGCUGUGAAGUUGUGUCAAAAGCAAACUGUGCAAAGCUAAAGCAGGGAAUUGCCGUGCGGUUCCAUGGAGAGGAAGGCAUGGGUCAAGGUGUUGUGCGUGAGUGGUUUGAUAUUCUGUCUAAUGAGAUAGUCAAUCCCGAUUAUGCAUUGUUUACCCAGUCAGCUGACGGAACAACUUUUCAGCCUAAUAGCAAUUCCUAUGUAAACCCUGAUCACCUGAACUAUUUCCGGUUUGCUGGACAGAUCUUGGGAUUAGCACUGAACCACAGGCAGCUGGUCAACAUUUACUUCACAAGAUCAUUCUACAAGCACAUUCUUGGUAUCCCUGUAAAUUACCAAGAUGUGGCAUCUAUUGAUCCAGAAUAUGCCAAAAAUUUACAGUGGAUUUUGGAUAAUGAUAUUAGUGACCUAGGUCUAGAACUAACUUUUUCUGUUGAGACUGAUGUAUUUGGAGCAAUGGAAGAGGUGCCUUUGAAGCCUGGGGGUGAAAGUAUUCUGGUGACACAAAAUAACAAAGCGGAGUAUGUCCAGCUUGUUACUGAACUUCGAAUGACAAGAGCCAUUCAGCCUCAGAUCAAUGCCUUUUUACAGGGUUUUCAUAUGUUCAUUCCACCCUCCCUCAUACAACUGUUUGAUGAAUUUGAGUUGGAGCUACUGCUCUCUGGCAUGCCAGAAAUUGAUGUGAGUGAUUGGAUAAAAAACACAGAAUACACAAGUGGCUAUGAAAGAGAAGAUCCAGUUAUUCAGUGGUUCUGGGAAGUUGUGGAGGAUAUUACUCCAGAGGAGAGAGUUCUUCUCUUGCAGUUUGUUACUGGCAGUUCCAGGGUCCCACAUGGUGGAUUUGCUAAUAUCAUGGGUGGAAGUGGAUUGCAAAACUUUACAAUUGCUGCUGUGCCAUAUACUCCAAAUCUUCUACCAACUUCAAGCACAUGUAUCAACAUGCUCAAGUUACCUGAAUACCCAAGUAAAGAAGUACUCAAGGACAGACUUCUGGUGGCACUGCAUUGUGGCAGCUACGGUUACACAAUGGCCUAACGAAGUCUGGAAAGCUCAUCGGACUGCUGACAAUUCGGAGUGCAGGGGUGAUUUAGGGGACUGUCAGCGAAAAAGCAGCCUAAACACAGCCGCAGGCAGGGCUGGGGUUUAAAAUUCACGAGGUUUUCUCCUCACCCCUUUUUCCUUGUAUGUUUUCUCAGUUUGUGAUACAAUUAGAAAAUCACAGUAGUGUUCAUUUUUUAAAAUGUUAAUUGAAAGUUAUAGAAACUGUCCUUUUUGAUAUUUCUUUAAUCUUAUCCAAGAUUGUAUUAAGGCAAAAUCUAAUUUUACAUUCCACCUCUGCUAUGUUACUGUCUUGUAGGAUGUUUUCUCUUUAUUGUCAUGUAUAUUAAAAUAUAUUAGGACUUCCAAACUGGUAUGUUCUGUUGCAUGUAAAGUGCUGUUUAUAUUUUGGAGAACUAUUGAAUAGAAUGGAUUAAUUUAGAUUGUAUAUAAAGCCAUAAAAUAUGUAUUUUCCCAUAUUGGAUCUAUAUUGCAAUGAUGUUUUUUAGCUUUUUAUUUUUUAAUAUAUAAUGUAAAGUUUAAACUAAUGUGACUAACACACAGCUGAUGAAAUGAUACCUA
Messenger RNA from Artibeus jamaicensis (Jamaican fruit-eating bat), 3652 nucleotides. RefSeq names its product HECT domain and ankyrin repeat containing E3 ubiquitin protein ligase 1 (gene HACE1). Gene Ontology annotation, biological process: positive regulation of protein catabolic process; protein polyubiquitination; proteasome-mediated ubiquitin-dependent protein catabolic process. Gene Ontology annotation, molecular function: protein binding; ubiquitin-protein transferase activity. The coding region runs from base 242 to 3067 and encodes 941 amino acids. Gene Ontology annotation, cellular component: nucleus. The transcript has 24 exons. Lineage: Eukaryota; Metazoa; Chordata; Mammalia; Chiroptera; Phyllostomidae. The record is from RefSeq and is a predicted model, not a curated record.